AUGGGUUAUCAGCACCUGGGGCAAGAUGCUUCUGAGCUUCCCUGUUGGUACCAGAUCACACUGUGGGCAGGAGGCUUUGUGAUCAUCAUCCUGGGGGUGGCUGUGACAGUCUUGGAUGCUUCUGGGCUUCCCUGUUGGUACCAGAUCACCCUGUGGGCAGGAGGCUUUGUGAUCAUCAUCCUGGGGGUGGCUGUGACAGUCUUGGCUUUGCCGCUGGAAGCUGACAAGGGAAACAUUGUGCUGAAGAAUGGUGGAUGCAAUGCCUCAACAGACAAGUUCCAGGCUUUCAUAAGACACAACUUCUGCAAUCAAAAUCAGAAUAGGUCCUCAGAUAAUUCCACUUGCAAAGUGUGUCCUAUACAAUGGCAGCUCCACAGGGACAAGUGCUACUGGACAUCAGAAAUUCUUAAAACCUGGGGUGAGAGCAAACAUGACUGUUCAACAAGGGAUUCUCAACUGCUGGUCAUCCAAGACAAGGAGGAGCUGGAUUUCAUAAAAAACAUUACAAAAGAAUCAAAUUACUGGAUUGGGCUCUCACUAUUAAAAUCGGAGAAGAAAUGGAUGUGGAUUACAGGCUCCCAGCUUGAUCAGAGUCUAUUUCCAGAACCAGACUAUGCUGAAGGAAACUCUUGUGCUGCAAUAAAAUAUAAAGUCACCUCUGAACGCUGCAGUACUGAAUUUAUGUGGAUUUGCCAGAAAGACCCUCUCCUGCUCUGA
Lacerta agilis (Sand lizard) is the source of this 717-nucleotide messenger RNA. RefSeq names its product killer cell lectin-like receptor subfamily B member 1B allele C. The record is from RefSeq and is a predicted model, not a curated record. The coding region runs from base 1 to 717 and encodes 238 amino acids. The transcript has 7 exons. Lineage: Eukaryota; Metazoa; Chordata; Lepidosauria; Squamata; Lacertidae.